GAUUGGCUGAUGGGAUUGGUGACGUCAGACGCAAAACGCCGGGCCUAACGCGGGAGCGUGAAGGACUCCACGAAUUCCGUUUGGAGGCAUCUUUGAGCUCGCCGAGUAAGCAUCAUGAGCAAAGCUCACCCUCCCGAGUUGAAAAAAUUUAUGGACAAGAAAUUAUCAUUGAAAUUAAAUGGUGGCAGACAUGUCCAAGGAAUAUUGCGGGGGUUCGAUCCCUUUAUGAAUCUUGUGAUAGAUGAAUGUGUGGAGAUGGCAACUAGUGGGCAACAGAACAAUAUUGGAAUGGUGGUAAUUCGAGGAAAUAGUAUCAUCAUGUUAGAAGCCUUGGAACGAGUAUAAACAAUGGGUGUGUUCACCAGAAGAAACCAACUGCUUCCACGUGUCCCCUUCAUAGCACCUGUUUUACUACAAUAUAAAAAUCAGGUCAUGCAUUUUCAUAUUGAACUUUUUUGUUAAAUAAACUUUUUUAAUAGUCAAAAAAUGCUUUCUCAGACAUUCCGAACAUGGAAAAUUGAAUGUUAGCUUUUACUCUAGUUUUUUCUAACACAAACUGUUCCUGGUUGAGACUGAUUUAUUCCAAAGCUUUUAUGCAUUAAUAUUGAAGAAUCUGAUUAAAUGUGAAGCAUGGCUAGGA
Messenger RNA from Felis catus (domestic cat), 640 nucleotides. It is a transcript of the gene SNRPG, whose product is annotated as small nuclear ribonucleoprotein polypeptide G. Gene Ontology annotation, cellular component: U5 snRNP; U2 snRNP; U2-type prespliceosome. The record is from RefSeq and is a predicted model, not a curated record. Gene Ontology annotation, molecular function: RNA binding. The transcript is spliced from 4 exons. The coding region runs from base 115 to 345 and encodes 76 amino acids. Gene Ontology annotation, biological process: spliceosomal snRNP assembly; mRNA splicing, via spliceosome. NCBI's taxonomy places the organism in Eukaryota, Metazoa, Chordata, Mammalia, Carnivora, Felidae.